Messenger RNA from Malus domestica (apple), 1072 nucleotides. RefSeq names its product ATP-dependent DNA helicase Q-like 4A. Lineage: Eukaryota; Viridiplantae; Streptophyta; Magnoliopsida; Rosales; Rosaceae. The record is from RefSeq and is a predicted model, not a curated record.
AGGAACUACCCAAAACCUGAAAAACUCUUCUAGUUAAGGAUGUUAGUGCCGAGUAUCGUCCUGAUGUUGGAAGAACUGCUUUGCCAAGCUCAUGCAACAUUGACAAGAGUCGCGUGCAUAUGCAAACGCAUCAAUACAUUAAUGGAACUAAUACCAGGAACAGUGAAGCAGGAACUUGUUUGGGCAACCCGCUUCCAUCAAGUAAUUUUAAUGUUGCAGAUGCAGGAAAAAAUCUUGGACGGCAAAGUCAGGUCAGAGCAUCAAUGGUCAACAGCUCUGAUGCUCGGGUGUUGGAUGGAUCACUUAGCAACAAUAGUGUUCAUACCAGCCAAGGGAAAGACUCUGCAGAAGUUUUUGUUAAUGACCUGGACGACGAUGAUGAUGACAUACUUGAGAAUAUUGAUGUUGACCAGAUAGUGGAACAGUACCAAUCAAGUUGCACACCUCAACCAUCAAGUUUCAAGCUUCCACCCAUUACUCCCUUUAUAGAUAAAGAUAAUAGACAAGAGGCGACUAGUUUGCCACCAGAAUUGUGUUCAAAUUGCAGUCAUGGGUUUAAGAUAGGACUUUGCCCAGAAGCUGGAAGUCAUUUGCAGGAAAUGAAGGAUACCCUAAUUAUCAUAUCAAAUCAACUGCUUGAUGAUGUUAAUGACCUCAGCCCAGAACAAAUAAAUAAGCUUCGCCAAGAUAGGUUUGCAUACCACCCCCUUUCAUCUUGAUUUGAUUUCCUUUAGAGUCAAGGUAGAUCUUUUUAGAGGGGAUUGUGGAUAAAAAUAAAUAAGUGAAAGAAAAGAACUGGCGGACAGGGCCGACCCUGAGAAUUUGGGGGCCCCAGGCGAGUCUUCGAAGUGGGGCCCUAAAAUUCUCUGAUCUCCGGUUCUUUGUAUAUUGAUUUGUAUAAAAAAGAAUUCGCUAAAUACAUAAAAAGUUCUAUUUUCACAUCAAUAUCAUUAAAAAUUAAUAUCAAAAGAAGAUAAAUAUACAAACAUUAUUUAAACAUUACAUGAUUCACGUUUCACAAAUGUACUAAAUGUUUGCAGUCAACAGUCUAAGAUUGAGAGUGAAGAACAAU